AUGGAGAAUUACGAAAAGAUUGAAAAGAUCGGAGAGGGUACCUACGGUGUCGUCUACAAGGCAAGAGACCUCAACCACAAUCGUAUCGUCGCCCUGAAAAAAAUCCGUCUCGAAGCCGAAGAUGAGGGCGUACCCAGCACCGCAAUCCGAGAAAUCUCCCUACUGAAAGAAAUGAACGACCCCAACAUCGUUCGUCUAUUCGAUAUUGUGCACGCAGAUGGUCACAAGCUCUACCUCGUUUUCGAGUUCCUCGAUCUCGACCUCAAAAAGUACAUGGAGGCUCUCCCCGUCAGCGAGGGUGGUCGUGGAAAGGCCUUGCCGAAUGGAUCACACAUCAACAUGAACCAGCUCGGUCUAGGAGAGGCUAUGGUCAAGAAAUUCAUGGCACAACUCGUGGAAGGCGUUCGUUACUGCCAUAGCCACAGAAUUCUUCACCGUGAUUUGAAGCCACAGAAUUUGCUUAUUGACCGGGAGGGUAACCUUAAAUUGGCGGAUUUCGGUCUUGCCAGAGCGUUCGGUGUUCCUUUGCGCACCUACACACACGAGGUUGUAACAUUGUGGUACCGAUCUCCCGAAAUUCUUCUCGGUGGACGUCAGUACUCCACUGGCGUCGAUAUGUGGUCUGUUGGAGCUAUUUUCGCCGAGAUGUGUACUCGCAAACCGCUCUUCCCGGGUGACUCUGAGAUUGAUGAGAUCUUCAAAAUCUUCCGAUUGCUCGGAACUCCAGACGAAAACACCUGGCCCGGUGUUUCCUCAUUCCCUGACUUCAAGUCUUCAUUUCCCAAAUGGCGACGCAACAUGGGUACACCUCUGGUAACAGGACUAGAGCCUGCGGGUCUAGAGCUUCUUGAAAUGCUUCUAGAAUACGAUCCAGCGCGUCGUAUCUCAGCCAAGCAAGCCUGCGCUCACCCCUACUUCGCACAAGGCAGCGAAUACUAUUCUGGCCGAACUCGUGUCCGUUAG
Talaromyces marneffei is the source of this 963-nucleotide messenger RNA. RefSeq lists its product as uncharacterized. Bases 1 to 963 code for a protein of 320 amino acids. The record is from RefSeq and is a predicted model, not a curated record. Gene Ontology annotation, molecular function: ATP binding; cyclin-dependent protein serine/threonine kinase activity; cyclin binding. Gene Ontology annotation, cellular component: cyclin-dependent protein kinase holoenzyme complex; nucleus; cytoplasm. The transcript has 4 exons. Gene Ontology annotation, biological process: protein phosphorylation; G1/S transition of mitotic cell cycle; regulation of gene expression. NCBI's taxonomy places the organism in Eukaryota, Fungi, Ascomycota, Eurotiomycetes, Eurotiales, Trichocomaceae.